CCCACUGCUACAAACCCAGUGUCAGGAUCCUGCAUGUAGCAUCGUGUCCACUGACUGUGGCGCUACUAUUCCGGUCACGAUUACAUUCCUCCACAUCAGAACUUGGAAACAAACUAAGAGCGCACUCACAGUAAUAAUGUUUGGGGUGGAUCUAGGCACCACCUGUGUCAGAGUGGCCCACUACAUAGAAAACGAGGCCAGAGUGUUUCCGAUCUACUGUGACCCACCUGUGCAAACUUCAAAGAUAGUGCGUUUCUCAGGUACAAAAAUCUGUAUCGGAGACGAUAUUGAGGCGGACAUAUUCAACAGGGACAACCAAGUCACAUUCGGUGUAAUGGAACUAAUUGGCAGAGACAAAGAAACUUCAUACGUGGACAACUUAAGUUUGUGGCCUUACCAAGUAGUGGGUAAAGGUCGAUGUCUCAAUAUAAUGUGCAGUGUAGACAAGAAAACCGUUUUCCUCACUCCUGAAAAGAUUUUGAGUUUUAUUCUUAAAGUUGUAAAGUAUCGGGCCGGAAGGAUAUGCAAAGACAAAGAGCCUUUGUUCGUACUGUCAGUGCCUGGAUGUUGCUCUUACAAGUACAGGCGGGCAGUACUAAACGCUGCUAGGAGAGCAAAAUUUACUGUCACCAGUAUGGUUGGUGACACAAGCGCAAUUGCUUAUGCAACUUUACCUAGAUGGAAGCAGAAACAUUCUUUAAUAAUUGAUAUUGGAGGAAGUUCCUGUACAGUGUCACUUGUGGAAUAUAAUGUGGAAGACAAUGAGCUUGUUGUACUCAGUACCGUAGGAGACUGCUAUUACGGAGGAGAGUUUAUUGAUUUUGCCAUAUUUCGUGAAUGUUGCUACCAUUUUAAUAGUGUGAAAGCACGUCCCAUGAGAAAAAUCGAGAAAGUAUGUUUAAGAGCAUCGUGUGAAAUCGCAAAAAAACAACUGUCAGAAGAACGUACGAGCAUCCGAGUCCCGGUGCCCAACGUUUAUACAGAGUGUGAGAUCGAUAAAAACGCUAUAUUAGCGUCACUCAAACAUUGGUUUCAAAAUAUUACAAGUAUGAUUAAUAGUUGUUUGUCAUUUCUAAACAAUGAAAUAAGAGAUACGAUCCAUAUUGAAGCCUUUGUGUUCGGUGGUCUGUCGCAAAUGAAAAGGGUAAGAGAAGAAGUGCAAACUGCCUUUGAACGAUAUCCUCAUAUACGCACUACGUAUGAAUCAGAAAUCAGGUACUUAGCCUGUGAAGGAGCCGCGUUGAUUGCGUUGUCCCGAGAAGAUUUUGGCUGCAACUUGUGUUCCCUGCGAGAGUUUGUACCUGAGUUGGGUGUACGAGAUAUCACUAAGAGGAUAGUUCCCGUGAUCUCACCACCAGCUUGUGUUCCAGCAACUGGUAUUGCAUAUUUCUCUGUCAAUAGGGAACAGGGUAUCAAUGAUAUAGUAGUAGAGGUUUAUGAACGCCGGAGAGAGGUAGAAAAUGAGUUCAGUUUUAUAGGAAGAAUGAUUCUUAAUUUCCCCGUUUCGAAAUUAAACACAUCAUAUGUCAAGAUCACCUGUGAUAUUUCCGAAAACUAUGAAUUAGUCAUAUGCGCUGAGGAAGAAGUUAUGAAUAUGGAUUGGAGUAUAGAAAUGUCCAGAGAUGAGGGACCUGAUCUAACUAGAGGGCAACAUCAAGAAUUUUUACAAGUGAUAGAGGACAAUGCAUAUUAUACGAGGAUGGUUCGUUUUCAACGGCAGAACCGACGUGCAGAAGAAGAGGCUUUGAAGAAUGCAGCCGCUACACAAAUAGAACAAGCUGAUAAAAAUGCAGUCUGGCCUUCUCAUUCAUUCGCACCAGUUCAUGUAGAUCAAGAAACCAGGGCAGCUCCAGACACGAGCAAUACUUCUAUACAAACUAUGAACCCAACUUCAUAUGAACAUCCUUUUGGGUCAUCUAAUUACAAUACAGUCCCAUCUCCCAGGACAAUCACAAACUUAUGCUCCAGUUUAGUUAUUGCUGUAGAUCCGGACAACAUUUGUAUGGAUGUACCAACUACAACCCUACUUCCAUCUUCAUAUUCUACUGAACAAUCCGAGGAUAGUCUUUACCUCCCUUCCACGUCAAAUGGUCAUCAAAACACCACGCUGUCCAGAGCUUCAGUUUCUGAAAAUAAAUCCACUCAAACCACGAAACAAAAUCCGUCUAAAAGUGCUUACUCCCUUCCUACUUCAGUCGAACAUCUUAAAUCGGUGUCCUCAAGAGAUUCAGAUCUAGACAAUAGUUCUCUUCAGAGCUUGAGACAACUACAUGUUUCACCUCCUAUUGCACUGCCACAUCGAGAGGGAACUCCUUCUUCUAUCACCGAGGUGUCAUAUACUCGACGUACGGUCUCGCCUGGGCAUUUUCAAAUCCAUUCAACAGGACUGUCGCAUCCAGAUGAUACAGUGAGCCCAUCCAGGUACAUGGAACAGAUAAUCUAUACACGACGUGAAGAGACAAGGUGCUCAGGACAACUCCCAGCAGACUGGCCAGGGGACUUCGUGUCGGCUGCUGAAGAACAACUCCGAAUUGCUAGAGAAUCAGGUUACGAUUCUUAUCAAGAUAUGCAAAUAGUUCCUUACGAGGGAGGAGCGGCACCUGUAGGCGUACCUACAGCAUUACCAUGGAGGGAGAAUUAUAUUAUGGAUCCUCAACAACUCUUCAAUUCCAUAGGAUAUAAUACUGAUGAAGAACUUCAAUCGAUUUAUAUCCAAGACGAAAUCUAUCUACCUGUGAAUGGUGGUGGGGUUGUACUAUAUCCUCCACCGUAUAGACCAUUUUCGUCACUACCACGAUCUAUGUAUCCUCAAGAGAUGGGUGUCCAACAACAAAUGCCUCUAUACCAAGCCAUGUCACAAGCACAGCCUGAUGGUUCCGUCAUUGUGCCAUCAACAAUUGUGGGACAGUGGUUCUUACCAAAUCUAGAACCAUACCAGUACACGAGUCCACAGCUCCAAUAUACGAGUAAUUCCAUGACCGACCAGGGUCUAUGGAUGAGUCAACCGUCAGUUACCCAACCACUGGCUCCUCUAACAAUUACUGAACCAACGUACUUCCCUAAUCAUGUCCUCGGAACAGAGGGAGCGUCAGGGCCGACGAUGGCAUACCCCCGUAGUAUGGGUCCUCAACAUCAGUAUCCAGCUCAUGCGUCAUAUCCUCCAAGCGUUCGUGAGCGUGGGAGCUUAUUAAUGACGAGUUACCCUAUGUCUAAUUCCCCAAGAAAUGCGCGUAAUAUCCCUGGUGUACGAGAAACUGGAAGGCGCGAUGAGGAAGAACAGGAACCGGCACGUCCUAGACAAAGGAGACCCUCGAUACGUUAUGAUAAUAUACCAGAUUAUGGUGAUGGAAGAUACAGAACUCAGAGAAAGAGUUAAUCGCACGUUAUACCGUUCUUCAACUGAGACUAAUUUUACUUCUGUGUAAAGUGUUUUAAUGUUUGUUCUUGUUACAAUUAUUAAUUUAAACUGCACUUACAAUGCUUUUGUUAUUUUUUAUGCAAAGUAUAUUGCUAAGUAUUACA
This is a messenger RNA of Homalodisca vitripennis (glassy-winged sharpshooter), 3522 nucleotides long. Its product is annotated as probable heat shock protein ssa1. Lineage: Eukaryota; Metazoa; Arthropoda; Insecta; Hemiptera; Cicadellidae. The transcript has 18 exons. Bases 137 to 3376 code for a protein of 1079 amino acids. Gene Ontology annotation, molecular function: ATP hydrolysis activity; ATP binding; heat shock protein binding. Gene Ontology annotation, cellular component: cytoplasm. The record is from RefSeq and is a predicted model, not a curated record. Gene Ontology annotation, biological process: cellular response to unfolded protein; protein refolding.